Molecule: messenger RNA, 966 nt
Organism: Parnassius apollo (apollo)
Lineage: Eukaryota; Metazoa; Arthropoda; Insecta; Lepidoptera; Papilionidae
Source: the annotation of a GenBank genome assembly
AUGCCCAGAAAUUAUGUGCGCAAUACCAAUAAUACGUCGUACCCAAAAGAAAAAUUAUUAGAGGCUGUUAAAGCAGUGAAAAGUGGGAAAUUGUCUGGGUAUCAGGCCUCUAAGCAUUAUGGAAUACCCAGACCCACCAUAAUAAAUCGAGUAUAUGAUCGUAAAGGCCUUAAAUCGAAUACCUUGGGAAGAGCCGCUAUCUUAUCUCGGGAAAUAGAAGAAGAUCUUGUAAAAAACCUGCGUGACAUGGAGAAGCAUGGUUUCGGACUGACAAGGAAAGAAUUAUUAGAGACAGUGGGUCAGUAUGUAUCAAAUAAUAACAUUAAAAAUCCAUUUAAAAAUGGCGUGCCUGGGGAAGAUUGGUUUCUUGCAUUUAAAAAAAGGCAUAAUCUUUCAAUUAAGAAACCACAGCCGGUGGAAUAUGCGAGAAAACAGGCAUGUAGCCCGUAUAUUAUAUAUCCCUACUUUAAUUUACUGGAACAGGCACUAACAGAACUUAAAUUACUAGACAGACCAUCUCACAUAUGGAAUGUCGACGAAACAAGCUUUUCAAAAGAUCCUUCUAAGUCAAAAGUAGUAGGAAUUAAAGGAUUUACUUCGACGAGAACAAUCGCUUCUCCUGGAAAGGAUAAUAGCACCGUCCUAUUAGGCUGUAACGCUCUUGGAGAGAAAACUCCACCGCUAAUAGUGUUCAAGGGGAAAAAUGUAUGGGACGAAUGGACAACAGACGACGGGUAUCCUGGGACAGCAUAUGCGGCAACCAGUAAUGGCUGGAUGGAGACUGCGGUUUUCGAAAACUAUUUCGAAAAAGUUUUUUUAAAAACAGUAGGACCAAAACGUCCCAUCCUUUUGAUAUUCGACGGGCACGCAACACAUGUUGGUAUAAAUCUUAUGAAAAAGGCUAGAGAAGCUGAAAUUACAAUUUUAAAAUACCUCCCCAUACCAGCCAUCUUUUACAACCACUAG